AUGACAGUGGGCAGUUCCAUCGAAGAGCGACGCCGGAAGUCGAGGCAUAUACUCCUCGCGGCCUUUGCCCUUCUGGUUGUGCUUUGGGUUUUCAAGCUCUCCCAUCCCAAAUACUCAAUCGUUUCCUCAUAUUCCGAGCAAUCUCCAUUAACCCAACAACCUUCAAACCCUUCGAAGCCUCCGUCAAUACCGGUCAUUAAAGUGGCCCCCGAAAAGAACUGGAAGUCAAGACCGGUGAACAACGCCCUUACUAGCGAUCCCUUCAAUGGGACCAUUGGCAACAAAGUAGCCGUGAUUGUCGAGACAACCUUCCGCGCGAACCUCGUCCCCCUCCUUUUGCAUUUUGGCAGCGUGCUGGGUCCCAGCUGGCCCAUCCUGAUAUAUACCUCCGUCGAGGGCAUCGGUCAAUUUUCCACCUCCUCUGCGCUUGGCGGAUAUUUAAAGACCGGGGCCAUCCAAAUCCGAACAUUGCCACAAAGCGUAUUUCUCCCAAAUGCGGCGGCCAUGAGCGAGUUGAUGACGGGGACAUGGCUGUGGGAGAGUCUGGCGCCCGCUGAACACAUUCUCUUUUUCCAGAGCGACAGCAUGCUCUGUGCGAAUGCGGCACGAAGCGUGGAUGAUUACUUCCAGUAUGAUUUCGUGGGGGCGCUGAUUGGGGCGGCCAAACCGAAGGCUUAUAAUGGGGGGUUGAGCUUGAGGAAGAGAAGUAGUAUUCUGCGAGUCUUGGAAGAGUCGAGUUGGCAUAAGAACCACAGGGAUAAAUUCGAGGAUCAGUGGUAUUAUAAUAGGUUUGUCACUCAAUGUACCCCGCCAAACCCAGGAUGUGUGCUAAUUCCGUGGGAUGACAGAUUUAAAGAGAUCCAAGAGCAACAAGAAGCGGAAGGGAUUGAUCCCGAGACCGAAGGUGCUAUCAAUCUACCCACCGUAGGGGUUGCGAGGACGUUCAGCGUGGAGUCGAUUGAUUACCCACAUCCGCUGGGUGUACAGGAGGUGCACAGGUGGAAUAAUGACCAGAUGGAGAAAUUGACUGAGUGGUGCCCGGAGUCCAAACUUUGCAGUAAGGAACCCUUUAAGGAUACUUGA
Molecule: messenger RNA, 1083 nt
Organism: Venustampulla echinocandica
Lineage: Eukaryota; Fungi; Ascomycota; Leotiomycetes; Helotiales; Pleuroascaceae
Exons: 1
Coding region: 1-1083 (360 amino acids)
Source: RefSeq, a predicted model, not a curated record